UGCUGUCAACUGCAAUCAAUAUAACCAAACAUAAUGGUUUCAUGCAUUUUUCCGUGCUCGCAUGUGUUUACUGUUUAUUUAUAACAACUGCAUUUAUUCAGUAGACAUUUAGAAAUGGAUGUAGAAACAAAGGAGGCUUUACAAAACGAAUUAAGGCCGUCGAAAAGCGGGGAGGUACAAUUACCUUCCUUAAAUAAGUAUGGUCAUAUAAAGAAUAAGCAUCUAAGAAAUCAGAGAUAUCACAAGUUAAAACAAGAAAAAAAGAAGCUAAAGAAACGAGAAAAAGCUGAAAGAAAAAGUAAAGGAGAACCAGCAAGAAUUCCACAUACAAUAGAAAGUUUAAGGGAAAAAGAUGAAACUGUUAUAGGAGACUUAACAUCUCAAGAAAAUGAAGUGAUUGCUACUGAUUUAGAACAAGAUGAAUUUAGCGGAUAUUAUAAAAAAGCGUAUGAACCAAAAGUAUUGAUUACAUAUUCUGAUAAUCCUACUAAAAAAACUAGAAUAUUUGGAAGAGAACUCACCAGGAUAAUUCCGAAUUCUACUUCACUUUACCGUAACAGGUCUGGAGUAAAAAAAAUUGUUAAAAGUGCAAAUAAAGAAAAUUUUACAGAUAUUUUAAUUGUAAACGAAAAUCGCAAGGAACCUAAUGGUCUUUUAGUGAUACAUUUACCAGAUGGUCCAACUGCUUACUUUAGAAUUAGUAAUGUUAGAAUAACAACCGAAAUGAGAAAAAGUCAUAAAAAUAUUACAGAGCAUCGACCUGAGGUUAUUUUAAACAAUUUUACCACUAGAUUAGGAUUAACCAUCGGGCGUAUGUUGUGUGCUCUUUUCCAUUAUACUCCAGAGUUUGAAGGAAAAAGAGUUGUGACAUUUCAUAAUCAAAGGGAUUACAUUUUCUUUAGGCACUAUAUGUACACCUUUACGCCUGAAGGUAAAAAAGCUAGAUUAAAAGAAUUGGGGCCUCGCUUUACUUUAAAACUUAAAUCACUACAGAAGGGAACGUUUGAUAGUAAAUAUGGUCAAUAUGAAUGGAUAAUUGAGGGAAGACGGCAUUCAAUGGAAACAAGCAGAAGAAAAUUCUUUUUAUAAUUAUGUUUAUUUUCAAUUAAUUAAGCUGAGUGACUAUGUGCAUGUAAAAUUAUAAAAUUAAUGUAAUUUAACAUUUGGAAAAAUAAAUGUGGCAUAAUUUAUGAUUAA
Messenger RNA from Agrilus planipennis (emerald ash borer), 1197 nucleotides. Its product is annotated as probable ribosome production factor 1. NCBI's taxonomy places the organism in Eukaryota, Metazoa, Arthropoda, Insecta, Coleoptera, Buprestidae. Gene Ontology annotation, biological process: maturation of 5.8S rRNA; maturation of LSU-rRNA. The coding region runs from base 115 to 1089 and encodes 324 amino acids. The transcript has 4 exons. The record is from RefSeq and is a predicted model, not a curated record. Gene Ontology annotation, cellular component: nucleolus; preribosome, large subunit precursor. Gene Ontology annotation, molecular function: rRNA primary transcript binding.